CUCAUCGCUAGACACAGUCAAGCGUUGGUUUUUUGCUGAUUCCGCGCUCCCUUGGCCGUUUUAAAAUGAAUAUUUUUCGGUUUCUUGGCGAUGCGGCUCAUUUCAUCGCAAUUAUUAUACUUCUCAUGAAAAUCUGGAAAACAAGAUCUUGUGCUGGCUUGUCUGGUCGUAGCCAAGUUGCUUUCGCGUUGGUGUUCACUACACGAUAUAUUGACCUUCUCACAACCUUUAUUUCUCUAUAUAAUUCUGCAGCCAAAAUCAUUUUUAUCGCAUCCUCUUAUUUCACGGUUUACUUGAUGUACAAAAAAUUCAAAGCUACGUAUGACAGUAACCACGAUACUUUUCACAUGAGCAUUCUACUGGUCCCUUGUGCUGUGCUCGCACUUUUGGUUAAUGAGAGAUUCACGGUUAUGGAGGUUCUUUGGGCAUUUUCAAUCUACCUGGAAGCCGUCGCGAUCCUGCCACAGUUAUUUCUGAUAAGCAAGACUGGCGAGGCU
Molecule: messenger RNA, 497 nt
Organism: Dicrocoelium dendriticum
Lineage: Eukaryota; Metazoa; Platyhelminthes; Trematoda; Plagiorchiida; Dicrocoeliidae
Source: the annotation of a GenBank genome assembly